Molecule: messenger RNA, 351 nt
Organism: Penicillium atrosanguineum
Lineage: Eukaryota; Fungi; Ascomycota; Eurotiomycetes; Eurotiales; Aspergillaceae
Exons: 2
Coding region: 1-351 (116 amino acids)
Source: RefSeq, a predicted model, not a curated record
AUGCACUUCACCACCAUCAUCGCGUCCAUCGCCGCUCUAGCCAUGAGCGCCAGCGCUGCUCCCGCUCCCGCCGCAUACACUCGGUAUGCCCAACUCCGCCUCUACGGAGAGCCCGGCUGUUCCGCGCAGAACCUAGGCGAGCUUGGCAUCUACGACAUCAACCAGUGUCAGAGCUUCGGCGACAUCGACACGAUCAGAUCUGUUUCUUUUGAAGCGAAUACUCCUGGAUGUACACUUCACGUCUACAAUGAUGUGACAUGUCACCUUUCUGACCAUGUUGUGACUACCGUUCCAGCAUGUGUUUCUGGAGACAAGAGUUAUGGAAGUUACGAGCUGCGCUGUGAUUUCUAA